ACGAAGAAGAAGAACAAGCCUGCGGCAGGGGGAAGUAGAAGAAGACGACAAACGUUCUUUUGUUUCCGAGGCCUGCAGGUUUCAUGUUUUGUGUUCUUUACGUUCUCCCAUCGAUACCGACAAUAAAGUAAGAAUACGACAAAUAUCGGAAGAUGCCUUUGCCUGUGCAAGUGUUUAACUUUCAGGGGUCUGUGGAGCCUAUGCAGAUUGAUGCAGAUCCUCAAGACGACACACAGAAUGCUCCAGAUAGCUACAUAGUGGAAAACCCAACACUGGACCUGGAACAAUAUGCUACUAGCUACACUGGGUUAAUGCGCAUUGAGAGACUGCAGUUCAUCGCUGACCAUUGUCCUCAGCUUCGCGUUGAGUCCUUGAAGAUGGCACUAACCUUUGUCCAGAGAACCUUCAAUGUUGACACAUACGAAGAGAUCCACCGCAAGCUCACAGAGGCCACCAGGGAUGUUCAGGGUGUACCAGACACUGUUCCUGAUGGAGGAGUUCUACCUCCAUUGGACUCGGCCUGGGCAGAAUCCACUAGGAAAAAGGCUCUGCUCAAACUAGAGAAGCUUGAUACAGAUCUGAAGAACUAUAAAGGCAAUUCAAUCAAAGAGAGUAUCAGAAGAGGCCAUGAUGAUUUGGGGGACCACUACCUGGACUGUGGUGACCUCAGCAAUGCUCUAAAAUGCUACUCCCGUGCCAGAGAUUACUGUACCAGCGCAAAACAUGUUAUUAACAUGUGUCUGAAUGUCAUUAAGGUUAGUGUUUAUCUUCAAAACUGGUCCCAUGUGCUGAGCUAUGUGAACAAGGCAGAAUCCACACCGGAAAUUGCAGAGCAAAGAGGAGAGCGAGACAGCCAGAAUCAAGCAGUCCUUACCAAAUUAAAGUGCUCUGCAGGACUGGCUGAAUUGGCCUCCAGAAAAUACAAACCAGCUGCUAAGUGCUUUCUUCAGGCUUCGUUUGACCACUGCGACUGUCCAGAGCUCUUGUCCCCGAGUAAUGUAGCUGUAUAUGGGGGCCUGUGUGCUUUGGCCAGUUUUGAUAGACAGGAGCUUCAGCGUAAUGUCAUCUCGAGCAGCUCCUUCAAGCUAUUUCUAGAAUUGGAACCUCAGAUCCGUGAUAUCAUCUUCAAGUUCUACGAGUCCAAGUAUGCAUCCUGUCUCAAACUGCUGGAUGAAAUAAAGGAUAACUUGCUGUUGGACAUGUACUUGGCUCCUCACAUCAAAACUUUGUACAGUCAGAUCAGAAACAGAGCUCUAAUCCAGUAUUUCAGCCCCUAUGUUUCAGCUGACAUGACAAAGAUGGCUCAGGCUUUCAAUACCACAGUAGCAGCUUUGGAAGAUGAACUUACCCAACUAAUACUUGAGGGCCUUGUCAACGCACGUAUCGACUCUCAUAGCAAGAUUCUAUAUGCCAGGGAUGUGGACCAGAGGAGCACCACGUUUGAAAAAUCGCUCCACAUGGGAAAAGAAUUCCAGAGACGAGCAAAAGCUAUGAUCCUCCGUGCUGCUGUGCUUCGUAACCAGAUCCAUGUCAAGUCUCCACCCAGAGAAGGGAACCAGGGUGAGCUGACACCAGCCAACAGCCAGACCAGGAUGAGUACCAACAUGUGAGGAGAUUAAACUGAAUCUGCAGAUUGGAGAAUAGUCUCUCUUUAUGCACAACCAUCCCACCUCUCCCCAUUAAAACAACACACAAGUAGGCAUAAUUUACAAGUUAUCUGUUCUACCAACAUAAAAACAAAAAAUUUGAUGUGGCGUGAAAAUUUAUUAUGAUCACCAUUUAAAAAAAAACCUGAGCACAUCAGAUGUAAAUUAUUAGUGAAUGAAGUCUCUCUUGUAACACUUGAUGUUAAACCUUAUCAGAAACAAUGUUUUAAAAUAAACCCUUUUCAAAAAAUGUGACUCCAAUAUUGUCUGGAAUUUGGAACGCUUGGUCUGUAAUUUUUAGCUUUGUUUCAUUUCGCUUCUGAUGGAUGACAUACUUUUACCUGAGCUGAAUUCAUUUUACAUAAACUUAUAUCGGGUCUUUUGGGUAACUAUUGGAAAUAAAAAUGUUUUUGUUUAUUCCAGUGGACUGAU
Molecule: messenger RNA, 2078 nt
Organism: Girardinichthys multiradiatus
Lineage: Eukaryota; Metazoa; Chordata; Actinopteri; Cyprinodontiformes; Goodeidae
Product: COP9 signalosome complex subunit 1
Exons: 14
Coding region: 153-1610 (485 amino acids)
Cellular component (GO): COP9 signalosome
Source: RefSeq, a predicted model, not a curated record